UUAUAAAUGAGUGUUUGAAGCGAACUGGUUCGGUCGAAUAAAGCCGCUGGCGGCAUCAAAGGCGGCUAAACUUAACAUUGUUCGGCAUUUCGUUUGUAUAUUGUUUUGAAUGCUUGAACGAUGAAUCAUGAAAUCACAAAGCAUCAAUUUAAGUUAAUCAGAUUAUUUGCUUGUUUUCAGUUAAUGGCGUUAUGGUUGGGUCUAUCGAUGGCUUUUCCCGGCACCGGCCGCAGGAAUACCCACGACAUGGACACUCCUAUUUACACCAACAACAUUCAAAGAUUCGUCCAUAGACAGGAGCACAAAAACGAGGAAAUUCGAGCUUUGAAGAGGGUUUUCUUGUCGAAUAGAUCUGUCACUUGUAACGACGGAUCGCAAGCCGGAUUUUACCUAAGAAAGUCUUACACAAGUAAGAAAUGGAUUAUCUUUUUAGAAGGCGGAUGGUAUUGCUAUGACCACCACAGUUGCAGAAAUAGAUGGCUGAAACAACGUCAUUACAUGACUUCAACUGGGUGGCCUGAUGCUAGAGACAUAGGGGGAAUUCUUUCCGGCAGCAUGGAGGAAAACCCCUUCUGGUGGAACGCCAACCAUGUUUUCAUCCCUUAUUGCACCAGCGAUUCCUGGAGCGGCUCAAAACCCUACUCCCGCAGCGAAACGUUUAGUUUCAUGGGCUCAGUUCUCGUGCAACAAGUCGUCCAAGAUUUACUAACUUUAGGACUUGAAAAUAGCACCGAUUUGCUUCUAACAGGGAGUAGCGCUGGAGGAACUGGUGUUAUGUUAAACUUAGAUCCUGUUCGGGAGUUUUUACACGACAAAAAAGGGUUGAAGCACAUCGCUGUGAAAGGAGUAACUGAUUCGGGCUGGUUUCUCGAUAGAACUCCCUACGCUCCAACUUUAAAACCUGCAGUCGACGCGAUAAGAAGAGGAAUGGAGUUGUGGGGAGGACAAGUGCCCCAAAGGUGCAAGGAGUUGUAUCUGGGUGAGCCUUGGAGGUGCUACUUUGGAUAUAGACUGUACCCGACUUUGCAAACCGAGCUUUUUGUCUUUCAAUGGCUGUUUGAUGAAGCUCAAAUGGACGCAGAUAACGUCGGGGCUCCCGUAACAAAACAACAGUGGGAUUACAUUCAUAAAAUGGGGGACGCAUUGCGGCAGAGUUUUGAAAACGUUUCCGCCGUAUUCGCCCCCUCGUGCAUCUCGCAUUCAGUUUUGACAAAACGCGAUUGGCAAAACGUGAAAAUUGACGAUAUAUCAAUCCCUGAAGCUCUUCAUUGUUGGGAACAAAAACUGCACAGGAGGAGAAUUAAGAAAUCCCGAAAUACUAAAAUGUUCGCCGACCAACCCAAGCCAUUCCGGCGACAAAGUGUCAAUUCGACACUCACUGAUGAAGUCGCACAAAAGAAAAAGCGCCGGAGAAAAAAUCUCAAGAACCGGAAAGGAAAGAAAAAGAAAGGUGGGGUUCAAGCGAGUGGGAACAGGACAUCUGAGUUGAAUUUAAUGGGGAGGCCCCAACGUUCUGUUUUACGCACACAAAGGAGGAAACAUUGCACUCAUCGAAGACUGGAGCGGUGUUCGUGGCCACAGUGUAAUCACUCGUGUCCGCGACUUCACAAUCCCUUCACGGGCGAGGAAAUGGACUUUAUCGAACUGCUGAAAUCCUUCGGGCUGGAUAUGGAGAGUGUGGCCAAGGCUUUAGGCAUUGACAUGCAAACGUUGAAUAACAUGGACCAUUCAGAACUUUUAAAUUUAUUGACGCAGCAAUCGAACUGAUUACAUUCGCUCGGAACGACACCCAGUGAAGAUGGAUGCUUUAAUUUUUUUCCUUCAAAGUUGUACAUAAUGAAUAUUUAUUGUAGAGAACAUAUUUUUUUAUUGUAGUUACGGCUAGGAGUAGGUGUUUGAUAAGAAAGGGCAAGCUUUUCAAUUUCCAAAGAAUACUUGCUCUCAAAAUGUAACAGGACUGAUUUUUGUUCUACCUCAAUUGUACAGAGUUUAGUCAGUAAGUUACCUUAUUUUUGUACUAUAGGUGUCACUAAUAAAGAAAAAGUA
Tribolium madens (black flour beetle) is the source of this 2046-nucleotide messenger RNA. RefSeq names its product palmitoleoyl-protein carboxylesterase NOTUM (gene Notum). NCBI's taxonomy places the organism in Eukaryota, Metazoa, Arthropoda, Insecta, Coleoptera, Tenebrionidae. The record is from RefSeq and is a predicted model, not a curated record. Bases 121 to 1767 code for a protein of 548 amino acids. Gene Ontology annotation, molecular function: hydrolase activity. The transcript has 5 exons.